CUCUCCACCGUCUUGUUUGUAGCUUAAUCGGCGCUUUUAACGGCGCAGUGAAUCGGCUUGUGUUUGUUUUGUGCAUUAGAAAACGAAACACUUACUUUAAAUGUUCCUGUGUGUAAAGAGCAGACGUUGACGGAUUUGAAUGAACCUGGGCGCACGGUAACAGAGCUGCGGAGCCUCAUCUGACCUGAGCUGACAGGACUGAUACCGAAUCAGAUCCUGUUCUGUUUGUGAACAUGAAGACGGACGUCACUUACAACGAGCUGGUGAACGAGGAGUUCAGGAGACAUGACAACAGAAAAGCCCCGCUGUAUUCCAGGUGUGCGAUAGCUCUGGCCACUGUAGCCACUAUGCUGCUUGCUGCCAUGGCCCUCUAUAACCUCCUGACACCAAGGGUUUCUUCCUCCCACCCUGCCCUGAGCAGCAGCCUCCGUCUGCCCCAGGCCGAGUCCUGCACUGACCCCUGCAAGAUUGUUCUGGUGGAGAGCAUCCCUGAGGGACUGGAGUUUAAUUCCAGCACCACUCACCCGUCCAUCUUCCAGGCCUGGCUCAGCCUGGUGGGAGAGGCCCGCAGCAGUCUCGACAUCGCUUCCUUCUAUUGGACGCUCACUAACAAGGACACUGGCACUCAUGAGCCGACAGCCUAUCAGGGUGAGACCAUUCUGCAGAAACUAGCCGAGCUUUCAGGGAAGUUGUCUGUUCGUAUCGCAGUCAACACGCCACAGGAGAGACAACCUCAGCACGACCUCAGGCUGCUCAACGACUCAGGAGCUGAUAUCAGGACAGUUAACAUGAGAGAGCUCACCUCGGGCGUCCUCCACACCAAGUUCUGGGUUGUGGACAAGAAGCACAUUUACAUUGGCAGUGCCAACAUGGACUGGAGGUCCCUCACACAGGUGAAGGAGCUGGGUGCGGUGGUCUACAACUGCAGCUGUUUGGCUGCUGACCUGGGUAAGAUCUUUGAAGCCUAUUGGUUCCUGGGGGAGAGUCGGUCGAUCCCAUCGCCUUGGCCAUCCAGCUUCUCCACCCUCUACAACAAAGACACGCCUCUCCAGCUGCCACUCAACAACACGCCGUCCAGCGUUUAUCUGUCGAGUUCCCCUCCGUCCUUCUGUGCGGCCGGCAGGACUCCAGACCUGCAGUCCAUCCUCAGUGUGAUGGACGACGCGCAGAGCUUCAUCUACAUCGCUGUCAUGAACUACCUGCCCACCAUGGAGUUUUCACAUCCCAAAAGGUACUGGGCAGACAUUGACACUCAGCUGAGGAGAGCGGCGUACGAGAGGCGGGUCAGAGUGCGGCUGCUGAUCAGCUGCUGGGCCAGCACCCAGCCCGUCAUGUUUCCCUUCCUGAAGUCUCUGGCCUCAGUUUAUGACCCUAAGAGCAAACUAGACAUCCAGGUGAGGCUGUUUGUUGUGCCUGCCAGCCCCAAGCAGAAGGAGAUUCCCUACGCCAGAGUAAACCACAACAAGUACAUGGUGACUGACAAGGUAGCUUACAUAGGUACAUCGAACUGGUCAGGUGACUACUUCGUGAGCACAGCUGGCUCUGCGUUGGUUGUCAACCAGACUGCAUCACAGUCCCCAGAGCCAACCGUCCAAUCACAGCUGAAGGCGGUGUUUGAGAGGGACUGGAGUUCUGACUACAGCACUCCUCUCACCCAGCACUCAAACCUCAGAGACCUCUGCUAGUUUCAGCAGCCAGUGUUACAAACAUAGCAAUCUGUACAAAAACACUUGUGAACUUCUGUUCAACACAUCUUACAGAGCUGUAGAUGCACAUUUAUUUUAGUUUUCAAAUCCUCAUGCACCGUCUCAGUUAGUCAGCUGAAGCAGCUGUUCACACAGUGAACGUGGAAACUCCUGAGCUGAAAGAUCAGACGAGUCUGUGGAGGAGUUUCCCCGCUAGCUCAGGUCCAAAGGAAGAAAGUCAACUUCCAGUAAACUUUACUCAUCACAGCUUUUGUGCCAAACUCCAAUUUGAGUCUCAUGCGCCAUCAAACCACCACUAACUUGUCAGAACUGCCAGUCUUGUUCAAGGGUACCUGAUUUUUUUUUUUUUUGUCACAGGCAGGAAUGUAGUUGCUUCUCAUUGCUGUUCCUUUUUAAACUGGUCCAGGAUUCAGACUCCAUGUGUGCACAGUCAGGUCAGUGUAAAACACAGGUCCACAGUCAGAACGCACUGUGACAUGUUACCAGCAGCGACAAACAAUGAACAGUGUUAAAAAAAAAAACUGACAUACAAGCACAUCUAGCUUAUAAGUAGUGUGAUCAUGUGGUUUGUGUCAUGUGGUGCAGUUUCAUCUUUCUACUCAGGUCCGUAUCAGACUGAGCACACCCUCUCUCACGUCUCUUAACUGAUCUAUUCAUUGAUCACUUUCUCAUUUUAGAAAUGGAUCACAGUUCAUUUCUUUUAUGCAAAUCCAGCCUUUUUUAAAAUUUUUAUCCCAGCUCAUCUCAGGGAGUAAAGAUUGUGUGUUUUUCUUAAUGGAUCAUUUUAGUUAGCUGGAACCUGGAAUGAUUAAUGCUCACACCGGUGUGCUCUGCCUGUACUGUAAAGGACUGUUUUAGAAAGCAGCAGUUCAUACAGUAGACUGCAGGUUUGUAGCAGCGGAAAAUGACGAUGAACAAACUUAAUUUCCACCGUGUGGAGUGAUUGAAACUGCUGAUCAGUAAAGAGAUGAUUGUUAUGGCAACUGUCCAAACAAGCCUGUUCACUACAAGCAGCUUGUUGGAGCAGUUACUAUGUACACGUCUUUAUAAAGGAAUUAUUCUCAAUAAAUGCUUGGAUUCAAUCAGA
This is a messenger RNA of Toxotes jaculatrix (banded archerfish), 2793 nucleotides long. RefSeq names its product phospholipase D family, member 3 (gene pld3). The coding region runs from base 234 to 1685 and encodes 483 amino acids. Gene Ontology annotation, molecular function: catalytic activity. The record is from RefSeq and is a predicted model, not a curated record. NCBI's taxonomy places the organism in Eukaryota, Metazoa, Chordata, Actinopteri, Toxotidae. The transcript is spliced from 12 exons.